Messenger RNA from Magnolia sinica, 1178 nucleotides. RefSeq names its product UPF0603 protein At1g54780, chloroplastic. Bases 53 to 931 code for a protein of 292 amino acids. The record is from RefSeq and is a predicted model, not a curated record. NCBI's taxonomy places the organism in Eukaryota, Viridiplantae, Streptophyta, Magnoliopsida, Magnoliales, Magnoliaceae. The transcript is spliced from 3 exons.
AAGCACCUCUUCUUUUUCGACCAUUCCCCGCAUUUCCCCUUCUCUCUCUUCCAUGGAAGCCAUCUUUUCCCCUCCCUCUUUCUGCUCUCUCUUCAAUCCAAAACCACCCAUUUCGAAGACCGUCUUCUCUCCUUCUCUCCAACCUAAUUCCCAUUCUCCCUCUCUCCUCAAAACCCCCAUCUGUAAUCUCGGAAAGCCGCCUUCUCCUUCUAUAAUACCGCCACCCAAGAGCUGGUUUUCAUAUGCGCACCAUGGACUGGCUGCACUGGCACUCUCUCUUGCCAUCAAUUUCUGUCCGAUCACGCCCAUCAAUCAGGCAGUCGCCUCUGAAUUCGAUGUCCUCAAUGGGGGCCCGCCAACUGAAUCAUAUGUCGUAGAUGAUGCGGGAGUAUUAAGCCGAGUGACGAAAUCUGAUUUGAAGCAGUUGUUGUCAGAUGUGGAAUCGAGGAAGAAUCUCCACAUAAAUUUCGUCACAGUUCGAAAGCUCACAAGCAAAGCUGAUGCUUUUGAGUAUGCUGACCAAGUGUUGGAGCGUUGGUAUCCAACCAUUGAAGAAGGCAAUAAUAAGGGAAUAGUUGUGCUGGUCACCAGUCAGAAAGAAGGGGCCAUCACAGGUGGGCCAAAGUUUGUUCAAGCAGUGGGAGACACUGUUCUUGAUGCCACUGUAUCCGAGAACCUUCCUGUCUUGGCUACGGAUGAGAAGUACAAUGAGGCAAUACUAAGCAGUGCCAAACGACUAGUUGCUGCCAUAGAUGGACUGCCGGAUCCAGGCGGGCCCAAGUUUAAUGAUAACAAGAGGGAAUCCAACUUCAAAUCAAGGGAAGAGACUGAAGAGAAGCGUGGACAAUUUACUCUUGUGGUUGGAGGUUUACUAGUGAUUGCGUUUGUGGUUCCAAUGGCACAAUACUAUGCCUAUGUCUCCAAGAAGUAGGUUUUGUUGGUGUGCAACAGUUGGUUGUACAAAUUCUUAUGUAGAGAGAAUGAUUGAAGAGUAGUUACUGAUAAGCACACAAAAACAGUAUUUUGUAUUAUAUAUGUAUCUAGAUUUUCAUUGAAUUUUUCAUCCCACAUUGUGUACUAGUAUGAUCCAAAGGGAUUUCACUCUUACAGAAGAAAGGAUGUGUACUGCCUGCAACAACAAGUGAUGAAGAUAACAAGAAUUACGGAUUGCAGCUUGA